GAUUGGGCUAGGGGGCGAGGUUCAUUACGGGCACGCGGGGCACGAUGGUGGCUCCGGCGGUGGCGUUGGCCGCGGCGUCUGCGGCGUCGCGCCGCUCUUGGAGACGUCUCUUCCGGUGGCGAGCUCCAGGCUCUCGGGCUCCCUGCAGGCCUGUCUGCACCGCCCGGGGCCUGCCAGGUGGCAACGAGUAUGAUCUGCUGGUGAUCGGCGGGGGCUCUGGUGGCCUGGCCUGCGCCAAAGAAGCUGCCGACUUUGGAAAGAAGGUGGCUAUCAUGGACUACGUGGUUCCUUCUCCCAGAGGCACCAGCUGGGGCCUGGGGGGCACAUGUGUGAACGUGGGCUGCAUCCCCAAGAAGCUCAUGCAUCAGGCGGCUCUUCUGGGAGGCGCCCUCGAGGAUGCCCACCACUAUGGCUGGGACGUGGCCCCCUCGGCACCACAUAACUGGCAGCAGAUGGCCACGGCGGUUCAAAACCACAUCAAGUCACUGAACUGGGGCCACCGGGUGCAGCUGCAAGAGCGGAAUGUCAAGUAUUUUAACAUCCACGGCAGUUUUGUGGAUGACCACACGGUGCGGGGUUUCACCAAAGCAGGAAAAGAGACGCUGGUGACCGCAGAUCACAUCGUCCUCGCCACGGGAGGGAGGCCCAGGUACCCCGAAGACGUGGAAGGGGCGAAGGAGUACGGGAUCACCAGCGAUGACCUGUUCUGGCUGAAGAAGUCUCCGGGAAAAACGUUGGUGGUCGGAGCCAGCUAUGUGUCCUUGGAGUGCGCGGGAUUCCUCACGGGCUUUGGCCUGGACACCACAGUCAUGAUGAGAAGUAUCCCACUGCGGGGCUUUGACCAGCAAAUGGCCCUGCUAGUGACCGACUACAUGGAAUCGCAUGGCACCAAGUUUUUGAAGUAUUGCACGAUGAGAAAAUUGGAAAAAUUCGAGGACCAGCGCCUGCAGGUCACCUGGCACAACCACGAGGUGGGCAGAGAAGAGACGGGCGUCUUUGACACAGUCAUGUGGGCUGUAGGUCGCGUUCCAGAAACCAGACAUCUGAACUUGGAGAAGGUCGGAGUGACGCUUCACCCAGACUCGCAGAAGAUCCUGGUCAGCGCCAGCGAAGCAACUUCUGUAGCGCAUAUCUACGCCAUCGGGGACAUCACAGAGGGACGUCCUGAGCUGACCCCCACGGCCAUAAUGGCGGGGAAGCUGCUGGCACGGCGUCUGUUUGGUCACUCUGCAGAGCUCAUGGACUACGACAAUGUGGCCACCACAGUCUUCACUCCCCUGGAAUAUGGUUGUGUGGGAUUGUCGGAGGAGGAGGCAGAGAGACGCUACGGACAAGAAGGCAUCGAGGUUUAUCAUGCGUAUUAUAAGCCCUUGGAAUUUACUGUGACUGAAAGAGACUCCUCUCAGUGUUACAUCAAAAUGGUGUGCUUGCGAGGGGAAGACCAGCGGAUUCUCGGCCUUCAUUUCCUCGGCCCCAACGCAGGCGAAGUUAUUCAAGGAUUUGCUCUUGGAAUAAAGUGCGGGGCCACAUAUUCCCAGAUGAAGAAGACGGUGGGCAUUCACCCGACCAGCGCCGAGGAAGUGACCAAGCUGUGGAUCACCAAGCGCUCGGGCUUGCCGGCCACCGUCACGGGCUGCUGAGGGUAAGCGCCCAUCCCUGGACGAGCCCAGGAGCACCCAG
Messenger RNA from Phascolarctos cinereus (koala), 1680 nucleotides. RefSeq names its product thioredoxin reductase 2 (gene TXNRD2). Gene Ontology annotation, molecular function: flavin adenine dinucleotide binding; thioredoxin-disulfide reductase (NADPH) activity; glutathione-disulfide reductase (NADPH) activity. The record is from RefSeq and is a predicted model, not a curated record. Gene Ontology annotation, cellular component: cytosol; mitochondrion. Gene Ontology annotation, biological process: cellular response to oxidative stress; cell redox homeostasis; glutathione metabolic process. Lineage: Eukaryota; Metazoa; Chordata; Mammalia; Diprotodontia; Phascolarctidae.